Molecule: messenger RNA, 1914 nt
Organism: Saccharomycodes ludwigii
Lineage: Eukaryota; Fungi; Ascomycota; Saccharomycetes; Saccharomycodales; Saccharomycodaceae
Product: transmembrane 9 family protein
Exons: 1
Coding region: 1-1914 (637 amino acids)
Biological process (GO): vacuolar transport; protein localization to membrane
Cellular component (GO): fungal-type vacuole membrane; endosome
Source: RefSeq, a predicted model, not a curated record
AUGAUUCAUCACUUCCUGUUAUAUUUACUCUUAAUUGUAUCAUCUACAAUAACAAAAACUGAUGCUUUUUAUUUGCCUGGUGUUGCACCAACUACUUACCAUGAAGGUGACGAAAUUCCAUUGGUAGUUAAUCAUUUAAAGCCAACUUCAUUUUACAGUCACAAAGAGACUCAUAUUUAUUCCUAUGAUUAUUAUAAUGAAAAAUUACACUUUUGUCAACCAGCCAAAAUCGAAAAACAACCAGAAUCAUUAGGGUCUGUUAUCUUUGGCGAUAGGUUAUAUAAUUCGCCAUUCAUUUUGAAUAUGUUGGAAAAUAAAACUUGCGAAACUUUAUGUAAGACCACCAUACCUGGUGAUGAUGCUAAAUUUAUUAAUGAGUUAAUUGAAGAUGAUUUUGUCCAAAAUUGGUUGAUCGAUGGAUUACCAGUUGCUAGAAAAGCACAUGAUCCAAGAACAAAUUCAGAUUUCUAUUAUGCUGGUUUUGACUUAGGUUAUACAGAAGGAAUUAGCAACGAUGCUGGAGAAGAGGGAAAAACUUUCUAUUUUAUUAACCAUUUUGAUAUUACUAUAGAAUAUCACGAUCGCGGUGAAGGGAAUUAUAGAAUUGUUGGUAUCUUGAUAAACCCUGCCAGUUUAGAAAGAGAUGAUGUAGAUUCUUGUGACUUGACUGGUCAAGCUAAAAGUUUAAGUGAAACUGAAGAUAAUGAAGUUACAUUUACUUAUUCUGUUUCAUUUGUCCCUUCGGAUACCUUAUGGGCCACUAGGUGGGAUAAAUAUUUCCACACGUAUGAUCCAAAAAUACAAUGGUUUUCUUUAAUUAAUUUCAGUAUUAUAGUUGUGCUAUUGUCCUCUGUUAUGAUUCACUCUUUGUUUAGAGCUCUAAGGAACGAUAUUCAAAAAUAUAAUGAGUUGAACUUAGACGAUGAGUUUGAGCAGGAUUCUGGUUGGAAGUUGUUGCACGCUGAUAUUUUUAGGUCCCCAAUUAAACUAUCUUUACUAAGUGUUUUUGUUGGUAGCGGUUUCCAGAUCUUUUUGAUGACUGGAUUUGUUAUUUUUUUAGCAAUGUUUGGUUUAUUGUCCCCUUCUAAUAGAGGUUCAUUGCCUACUGUUACGUUAGUUAUUUUCGCUUUGUUUGGUUUCAUUGGCUCUUUUACUUCAAUGACCAUUUAUAAGUUUUUCGGUGGGACGAUGUGGAAAAUGAAUAUGGUGAUGACACCUAUCUUAGUUCCAGGUGUAUUAUUUUUGUGUGUUGUUUGUUUGAACGUUUUCUUAUUGUUUAGCGGCUCUUCUGAUGUCAUUCCAUUCGGGACUUUGUGUGCCAUAGUUGGUAUAUGGAUUCUAUUAUCCUUGCCCUUGAGUUUUGCAGGGUCUUUAAUUGCUUGGAAAAAGAAAUUUAGUGAAACUUCUCUAAUUUUUUCGUACCCACCAACAAAAACAAAUCAAAUCCCAAGACAGAUACCAGUUCAGCCAUGGUACCUACGUACUAUUGCUGCCUCGUUUGUAGCCGGUAUUUUCCCAUUUGGUUCUAUUGCCGUCCAGUUGUAUUUUAUCUAUAAUUCCUUAUGGUAUAAUAAGAUUUUCUAUAUGUUUGGGUUUUUGUUUGUUUCAUUUGUUUUGUUGACUUUCACUACUGCUUUGGUUACCGUGUUGUUGACGUAUUACAGUUUAUGUUUGGAAAAUUGGAAAUGGUGCUGGAGAAGCUUUAUUGUCGGUGGUCUUGGCGUUAGUACUUAUGUAUUUAUUCAUUCUAUUUUAUUCACUAAAUUUAACUUAGGUGGCUUCAUUACUAUUGUUUUGUACUGUGGUUAUAGUGCUAUUAUAUCUUUAUUAAUAGGGUUAUGUACUGGUGCCCUUGGGUUUUUGAGUAGUUUAUUGUUUGUUAAAAAGAUUUAUGGUGCUAUUAGGGUUGAUUGA